CUCUUACAUUUUUUAAGCCCCUUCCGGUUUCUGAACCAAACAUUCUGCUUAAUCACGCGGUGUACUAAUUUUCCGAGCGCAUCACCUUUGUUUCAGAAAAGCGGGACUAUUACAUACAACGGCCAGGGGCUUGAUAGCUUCUGCGUGCAAAGAACCUCCGCUUACAUAAGUCAGACAGAUAACCACAUCGCCGAGCUAACUGUGCGAGAAACUCUAGAUUAUGCUGCCAGAUUCCAGGGUGCGGACCAGAGUUUAGGAGAAUAUAUGAAAGAUCUUACGUAUCUAGAGAAGGAAAGAAAGAUACAUCCCAAUCGUCACAUUGAUGCAUUUAUGAAGGCAUCAUCAGUUACCAGUGGAAAACACACUGUGUGUACAGAUUAUAUUUUGAAAGUACUUGGUCUUGACAUUUGUUCAGAUACGCUAGUUGGAAAUGAGAUGCUUAGAGGUGUUUCAGGUGGACAAAGGAAGAGAGUUACAACAGGAGAGAUGAUUGUUGGUCCAAGAAAGACUCUGUUUAUGGAUGAAAUAUCUACCGGACUUGAUAGCUCCACUACAUACCAUAUUGUGAAAUGCAUACGGAAUUUUGUUCAUCUAAUGGAAGGAACCGUCUUAAUGGCUCUUCUUCAGCCUGCCCCAGAGACAUUUGAUAUGUUUGAUGAUCUAGUUUUGCUUUCCGAAGGAUAUGUAGUGUACCAUGGUCCACGAGAUAGUGUUGUUGAGUUCUUUGAGUCAUUGGGCUUUAAACUACCACCUCGCAAGGGGAUUGCAGAUUUUCUUCAGGAGGUGACUUCAAGGAAGGACCAGGCACAAUACUGGGCUGAUCAUUCUAAACCAUAUGUUUUUAUUCCAGUUUCAAAAAUUGCUGAAGAAUUUAGAAAUUCCAGAUAUGGUCAGGCCUUGGAGUCUUAUCUGGCAGGUCCUUAUGAAGGAAAUGGUGCCCAUCAUUCAGCUCUCUGUGCUAAAAGGUUUGCAGUUUCUAACUGGGAGCUCUUCAAAGCAUGUUUUUCCAGAGAGCUGCUUCUCAUUAAAAGACACAGAUUUCUUUACACUUUCAGAACUUGCCAGGUUGCAUUUGUGGGAUUUGUGACUUGCACAAUGUUCCUAAGAACCCGGUUACACCCCACUGAUUUGGUUAACGCAAAUCUGUACCUCUCUUGCCUGUUUUUUGGUCUGGUGCAUAUGAUGUUCAAUGGAUUUUCUGAGAUGCCUAUUACAAUUUUCCGAUUACCAGUGUUCUAUAAGCAAAGAGAUAAUCUUUUUUAUCCUGCCUGGGCCUGGUCUAUCUCUUGCUGGGUUACACGGAUACCUUACUCAGUAAUUGAAGCAGUUAUAUGGUCUUGUGUUGUAUACUAUACUGUAGGAUUUGCUCCUGGUGCAGGAAGGUUUUUCCGCUAUAUGUUCGUCCUGUUUUCCAUACAUCAAAUGGCAUUGGGCCUCUUUCGCUCGAUGGCAGCUCUUUCACGAGAUAUGGUUAUUGCUAGUACAUUUGGCUCGGCUGCCUUGCUAGCUAUAUUCUUAUUGGGUGGUUUUAUAAUCCCUAGAGAUAUGAUAAAGGGAUGGUGGGUUUGGGCUUUUUGGGUAUCACCAUUAUCCUACGGGCAACGAGCAAUAUCUGUCAAUGAAUUCACGGCAACAAGAUGGAAUGAGAGGACUACUUUAGGAAAUAUUACUCUUGGAAACAGCCUUUUGCAAUCACACAGCUUACCUGCAGGUGGCUAUUGGUAUUGGCUGGGAGUUGGUGUUCUACUUCUUUAUGCCUUGUUUUUCAACAUCAUAGUGACACUGGCAUUGACGUUUCUUAAUCCAAUCAGAACAUCUCAGGCAUUCACAGAAGAAAAUUCAGCUAGAAAGGAUGGAAAUAAUAAUUCAAAUUCCAUAACCAGUAAAGAUGUAAGUAAAAAGAAAGGGAUGAUUCUCCCAUUUCAGCCGUUAACGAUGACUUUCUACAAGGUCAAUUACUUCGUCGACAUGCCAAAGGAAAUGACCUCACAAGGUGUAACAGAAAAGAGGUUGCAAUUACUGUCUAAUGUUAGUGGAGUUUUCUCACCUGGCAUUCUUACAGCAUUAGUGGGGGAAAGUGGGGCAGGAAAAACCACUUUGAUGGAUGUUCUCGCCGGUAGGAAGACUGGUGGAUGGAUAGAAGGUGACAUUAGGAUAUCGGGUCACCCAAAAGAACAACACACUUUUGCAAGAGUUUCGGGAUAUGUUGAACAAAACGAUAUACAUUCUCCUCAAGUUACAGUUUUUGAAUCCCUCUGGUUUUCUUCUUAUCUAAGGCUUCCCAAGGAAGUGAAUAAUAAACAGAGAAAGGAGUUUGUUGAAGAAGUGAUGGAGUUAGUCGAGCUUGAUACACUGAGGAAUGCUAUUGUAGGUUUGCCAGGUACUAGCGGCUUAUCCACAGAACAGAGAAAACGUUUAACCAUUGCUGUGGAACUUGUAGCAAACCCAUCCAUAAUUUUUAUGGAUGAGCCUACAUCAGGACUUGAUGCUCGUGCAGCAGCUAUUGUCAUGCGAGCUGUUCGUAAUACUGUUGACACCGGAAGAACCGUGGUGUGCACCAUCCAUCAGCCAAGUAUUGAGAUUUUUGAAGCAUUUGAUGAGCUGCUUCUUAUGAAACGAGGUGGACAAAUGAUAUAUGGUGGAAAGCUCGGGCAGCAGUCACAAACUAUGAUAAACUACUUUCAGAGUAUGCCCGGUACUCCACCAAUCCCUCCUAGUUACAACCCUGCAACUUGGAUGCUUGAGAUCACUACCCCUGCUGCUGAAGAGAGAAUAGGUCAAGACUUUGCAGAAUUAUAUAGAAAUUCCGAACAGUACAGAGAAGUUGAAGCUUCGAUUGAGCGUUUCAGUGUUCCACCUGCCAAUUCAGAACCUUUAAAAUUUGACUCGAUCUAUUCUCAAGACACAUUCUCUCAGUUUAGAAUCUGUCUGUGGAAGCAAAACACUGUAUACUGGAGAAGUCCUGCAUACAAUGCAGUGCGGAUUUUUUUCACUCUGUUGAGUGCACUCAUCAUUGGCUCUGUAUUCUGGGAUGUUGGAUCGAAAAGGGACUCAACACAAAAUUUAAUGGUGGUAAUGGGAGCUCUGUAUACAGCUGCUUUAUUUCUAGGGGUCAACAAUUCAUCAUCUGUACAACCAAUAGUUUCUAUAGAGAGAACAGUUUUCUACCGAGAAAGAGCAGCUGGGAUGUAUUCAUCUCUCCCAUAUGCAGCCGCUCAGGGCCUGGUUGAGAUUCCAUAUAUUCUAGCGCAGACAAUAAUCUAUGGCAUCAUUACAUAUUUCAUGAUCAACUUUGAAAGGACAAUAGAGAAGUUUUUACUCUAUCUAGUGUUCAUGUUUCUUACUUUCACCUACUUCACAUUUUACGGUAUGAUGGCGGUCGGGCUCACAUCAAACCAACAGACUGCAGCCGUCCUGUCCUCCGCAUUCUACUCAUUGUGGAAUCUUCUAUCUGGCUUUCUUGUUCCUAAACCUAGCAUUCCUGGGUGGUGGAUGUGGUUGUACUACAUCUCCCCAAUCUCGUGGAGCCUGCGGGGGAUCAUCUCGUCUCAACUUGGGGAUGUAGAAACAGAGGUGGGGGGUCCAGGGUACAAAGGUACGGUGAAAGAGUAUCUGCUUGUCAGUCUUGGGUAUGGGCCGGGGAUGAUUGAGUGGUCGGCCCUGAUACUUGUCGGGUUCAGCAUCCUCUUCUUUUCUGUCUUUGCUGCAUCUGUGAAGUUCCUAAAUUUCCAACGGAGAUGACGAUGAGGAUGACAUUUUUGCACUUAGUGUAGUAUGUAGCGUAGUUUAGAUGGUAUUUUAUUCUUUUAGUAGGAGUAACUAAAUCAUAUUUUAGGGAGAAGACAUGCUUAGUUAUGUUUUAGCAUUGUGUUCAUGUUUUAGUCUUAUUUUGAGCAAUUUCUUGGUAUUUUAAUGGUGAUACUCCCUCCGUCCCCCUAU
Cuscuta europaea is the source of this 3939-nucleotide messenger RNA. NCBI's taxonomy places the organism in Eukaryota, Viridiplantae, Streptophyta, Magnoliopsida, Solanales, Convolvulaceae. The record is from the annotation of a GenBank genome assembly.